Molecule: messenger RNA, 162 nt
Organism: Dibothriocephalus latus
Lineage: Eukaryota; Metazoa; Platyhelminthes; Cestoda; Diphyllobothriidea; Diphyllobothriidae
Source: the annotation of a GenBank genome assembly
AUGGGUAUCCUCGGACGUGGUCUCCGCAUUGCACCCCCAGAGGCGCCUUCCACCGGCUACAUGUUCGGCAAGGGUGUCUACUUUGCAGACUGUGCAUCCAAGUCUGCCAACUAUACCUACAGUUCACGUGAUCGAGACAUCGGUAUUAUGGCCCUGUGUGAA